Molecule: messenger RNA, 2811 nt
Organism: Ustilago hordei
Lineage: Eukaryota; Fungi; Basidiomycota; Ustilaginomycetes; Ustilaginales; Ustilaginaceae
Exons: 1
Coding region: 1-2811 (936 amino acids)
Source: RefSeq, a predicted model, not a curated record
AUGCAGGACGAGAUCAUAGAAAGCAUUCGGCGCUUCUCAGUGUCCGAUGAUCCGCUAUCGACUUCAACAGCUCAAACUUUUGUUGAUGCUUUCGCGCCACUUUGCUACGCUCAGCUCAGCACUACAUCGGAUAAGGCGCCGUCAUCAUCGAGCAAUGGCGUCUCUGCAGCGUCCGAGCUGAAGCAAGCUCGCAGUACAGCAUUGCUGACUCUCGCAUCGCGCUCUUCUUCGGCAACAGCUCCAACACUAAGGACAAAAGGUGCCUCUUCCCGUGCCGAGCGGAUCAACGAGAACCUUGGGCAGCUCUUGACUCCAGUCAUCCGAUCGAGACUCGCCGACACAACACCACACAGCCUUCUCUCGGCGCUGCACUUCUUCUCGGCUCUCUUCAGCGUCUUGCCCGCAGAAGCGCAUGACAUUCUUACCGCAGAUGGCAUUAUCGACCUUGUUCUCGAAGCUCCAGAUGCCUGCAAUGCUGUGACAAGAGCUACAAGCAACUCCUUGCCUCAGCUUCCGUCGGAUCAGGACCUCGUCAGUCUCGCCGUGGCUGAACUCAUCUCUUCAGCUUCCAACUCGGCAGCGACCAGAAAGUAUCUUGCAAGCCAGCAAGCCAUUCUGGAUUGGCUCGAUAUCAAUUGCCUACCGCGCAGCAGCUCUUCUAAUGCACACGCCAAACGUAAAUCGAAUGCGAUAGCUGCCGUUGCUGGAGUAGCCGAUAUCAAGGUCUAUCGCGCAGUCGCAGCGGAGGCUGCUCAGGGUCUGACUCAAGCUGCCUCGUCACAGCCCACCUCUCAGCAAGAUCAUAUCCGCAAGAUACAAGAGCACAAGCAAGAACGCAGGCGCAAGGACGAAUCUCUCUGUCAGAUUGUUCAGGCUGAGAUGGUAGCUGCUGCCUCAGAGCAGUCUGCGAGCAAAGCAUGUUCAUCGUCUAUUCAAGAGAUCCUUCAAGCCGACUACGAACGGACGGUCAAGCUAAGCUGCCUCGAGGUGCUAGCCUAUCUCACUGCUCAGCCCGCGUUCAAACAAAGAGUGGCCGAUGAUACAAAGCUUCUCCAAAUCCUGUGUGCCAGCUUCAGCGUCGCCCAGUCUAUGACGUCCGAUGACAAGCAGACUCUCGAUAUUGACAGUGAAAGAUUCGAUGGAGCACUCCAGCUCAGUCUUGCCACUAUCCUUUCUAACAUCACCGCAUAUCCACCAUCGCUUACUCCUGAGGAGAAGCAAGUGCGACGCCUUGGAAACUUUGCAAAUGCUCAAGGCAACAAGCAGGGUGACGACCAAGCGGACAAAGACGAACUGCUUGAAAAAGCUCAUGCUGUGGAGAAGAGAUGCAUUGCUGUGUUGGAAGCCAAAGGCGUCGAAACGAUCAGCGCGAUAGCUGUUGCUGGACCACCUCCAACAUCAAGCAAGUUUGCCACCGACUCGCAAGACUUUACCUCAGGCUGGAAAGUCAAUCCGAGUAAAAGUGUCCGCCGAGCCUGCGGAAAUUCUCUGUUAGCCCUCGUCACUAAACAGGAUCGAACGGUGCGGGGCAAAGCCGUACAACAGGGCGCCCUUAAAGCUGCGCUUGCCCUGUCCGCUCCAGUCCUGCACAGCUUGCUUUCAUUCGGCAAGCCUGAACAAAAAGAAGCAGCGAACGGGCUCUUUUCGCGCGCAUCUGGGUCUUCUGGUGCUGAAGUGACAUCGGAAGACCUUGCACCAUUGCAAGCGCUCGCCAAGCUCCUCAUCUCGCUCAACCCCAGCCUACUCUUUCCCUCGCAUGACGGACUCCUCUCAGUUGCGUCUGUCACCUGCAGUCUCUUGCUCUACCCCUCAGCUUCGCGCCUGCAGAAGUUCGAGGCGCUUCUUGCACUCACCAAUCUUGCCUCGCUUUCGCCAGAGGUUGGACUGAAAAUCGCUGCAUUCUCUUUGGACACAACGAAUGGCUACCAAGCUCAGCAAGCUUCACAGCCUUUUCACGGCACUUCUGUGCUCGCACAGGCAUGUGAACAGCUGCUCAUGGAGGAUCAUUCCAUGGUACGAAGGGCAUGGAUCGAGCUUCUCGUCAACCUCGUGCAAGUGGAAGAAGUGUUAGAUUUCUUCCUUUCAACCGGUACUACGAACCCUUGCCAAGCCGGAAGCGAUUCCAAACAGGAUAUUCAGAGCAGGGGCGAGCGACAGGACAGAGUCAGCCUGCGACUCCGGAUGCUUUUGGCUUUGUCCGAGGUGGAUGAAUGGGCCUAUGUAAAUCGCGUCAGCCCCGAUCAAAGCGGUAAGGCGUCAAAGUCAAGCUCGGAAAGUGCUGGUGGAGAGCCCUCACUGGCGACAAGACUGGCUUGCCUUGCCAUCUUAGCGAUGGUGACCGAGUCGAAAGCAGCCAUGAAUGCCUUACUAACACUUGAAAGACUUUUCCCGGUUCUGCUCAGUAACCUCCUUCUCGACCGAUCAAAAGAUGACGAGAGGAACCAGUGGGAGCGUGCUGACCUCCUUCCAGCCAAUGUAGAUGCCAGGCGGGGCACUGUUGGCCUGGAAGCUGAUGUGCAGCUCAAUGCCAUCAAUCUGAGUCUCCGCGCCAGCUAUGUACUCCUCAAUGUGCUUUAUCAUUUGAAAGAGAGUUGCGAUGGCGAUGGUGAUGGCAAUGGCAAUGACAACGACAAGCUGAAGGGCGGCUUUGAAAAGGGUGCAGUGCUAUCCGCAUUGCAGGACACACUUGGUCAUCACGUCGUGCAACUCGAGAAAGCAGCAGAGCCUCCUCACGUCGAAGAAAGUCGCAAAGGCUUGCUUCAGGUCUUGGCCGAGUGCCUCAAGCUUGCAAGAGACCUCAACACGGUGUAG